AUGCAUUUACACCACAAUUCAAAGAAAAGUGGGAAACAUGUCGACUCACUGAAGGCCCAAUUUUCAGAGACUCAUUCGGCAAUGCCUCUCUCGGAUAUUCCUUCCCUACCGACUCCCAGGGUGAAAUCGCCUAUUUACGAACAUCAUGUCCAAGAACAGUUGAAUCAUCAUUUAUAUGAACAAUUAUCAUCUCCAGUCAAAUCAAACUACUCGGCAAGUGCAAGUGUAAGUCAAGUAUACUCUACCCGUUCAAGUCCUUCUAGGCAGCAAUUACAAACUCAUCCAAUCCAACUUACCAAGUCUAAUACAUCAACAACUGCAUAUGCACCGACUCCUUCAACUUCAUCUGAGUCAUCUCUAUCACUAGGUAACUAUCCAGGACAGAACACCAAUUCAUCUAAAUCUCAAGUUACUCCAACUAAUCCAAAGUUCAAUGAAGACCAACUUUUGAGUGUUUACAACACCCCCCUUGAGCGUCCGAAUAGUACGAGAACACCAUCAAGUGAUAGCGCUACAAGCCAUACAUCCAUCCAUCAGCAGCAGCACUACCAGCAACAACUUCGUCAUCAACACCAUCAACUUCAGCAGGAGCAGCAACAUCAACUUCAGCAACAACAACAAUAUUUUAAUCAAAAUCAACAAUCUCUCAGUUCUCAGGCAAUAACACAGCAACGAAUUCCAUCUUAUAACUUUCAGCAUCAACAUACUCAGCUUUCAAGCCCGGCUUAUGAAAGAAUGAAUACUCGGACGCCUCAAGCAGCCAUAUUCAACCAGCAACAAGCCGCACCUCAAGCCAAAUAUCAGCAGCAGCAGAUUCAGCAAAAACAGCAUAAUUAUACUGAAAUUGUCUCUAAUACACCACAGGUACCGUUGCCCCAACAGGCACAACAACAACCGACAUUACUGCAAAAGCGGAAUAUUAGAGGUAAACUACCUCCAAUAAAUACGCAGCCAACUAUGGAUUAUGAUGAUGAUUUCAAUGACAGUCCAUUAACAAUGAGAAAGGGUCCCUCUUCUUUAGCUAGUGAUCUUCCAAACCCACAUGCUUUAUGUGAGCAAAAUGAUCAAUCGAAAACCUCCACUGCAAUUACAGCCACAACACCAUCGAUAUAUAGACCGCAGACAGAACUUUUACCAGGUAAAGCAUUUGGUAUAAAACAAAGAUCGGGUUCCGAGUACAGUAACAGCAGCAGGCAAAAAUCACAAAUUGAAUCUGCAAAACGAUCACCAUCACUACCAGUGACGAGAGAAGGUUUCUCAUCAAACGUCACACCACUUUCCUACCAAUCUCAACAUAAUGAGGUUCCUAAAUCCCCAUCUCAAGACAAUGUCAAUCCUUCAUCCUCCAUUCGAAAGAGCCCAAUUAUUAGACAAUCAAUAAACUUCUUAAAGAAUGCAAGAAAUUUUUCCUCUUCCUCGAUAAACCAAAUGGAUUCACCAACGAUUACUGGACACAGUUCUGCUAGAGAAAUGGAAAAAUACCAUUUUCCAUCCAAACAAGCAACGUCCAAUGGUAGGACCAUUCCUCAGAAAGUUGAUUACAAUGCUAAUAGUGUAAGAAAAUCCAGAUCAUUUAGCACUCUGACCAGAAGAGUUACAUCAAACUCCUCACUUAGACAGAGUGCUGAUAAGGGUAAAAUUGCCUCAGCCACCUCCUUAGCUAGCUCGGCAUUAGUUUCUUCUGUUUCUGUGAAGAAACGGUACAUUUAUCCCGCAUUGCUUUCUGAAGUCGCAGAUGCCUUUCUACAUGAGAUUAAGCUAAGUUGUCAUUUUAAGUAUGGUAUUGAAUACAGAAAUUCUUUUUCUGGUGCAGAGGCAGUCGAUAUUCUCUGCAAAGUUACUAGAACAAGAGAUAGAAAUUUAGGUAUAAUUAUUGGUAGGUCUUUGGAUGCUCAACGUUUAUUCCAUGAUGUUACAUAUGAACAUAGAUUAAGAGAUAAUAAAAAUGAGAUAUAUUUAAUCAAUGAUGAAUUCUUAUAUGAUCAAUCAAGUGAUAAUUUUAGAAGACAAAAUUCUAUUGCUAGUAAUAUGACCCAAAAUGAUGAGUACUCUGUUAGCACUUAUAAUAAUACUAAAAAUGAAAAGCCACCACCUGAAAAGCAAAUAUGUGGUGUCUUCACUCUACUCACUGAAUGCUAUUCACCAACUUGUACCGUGGAAAAAUUAUGUUACAGUGUGUCAUGUCCUAGAAGAUUUGAACAAAAAAUGAGACAGGAAGCUCAAUUGAAAAGUUUAGUUCGUUCUGAUUCACAUAGUCUUUUCACUCAAGAUGACCAGAAACAAUAUUGGCAACUCUCGGUUCCUAAGUCGCUACUAAAUUCUCUUGACAAAAGAGAAAUUAAAAGACAAGAAUGUAUUUUUGAAACGAUAAACUCCGAGAAGACGUUUAUCAAGGAUCUAGAAUAUAUUCGAGAGUUUUGGAUCAGACCCUUGUCUGAAACAAAAAUCAUCAAGGAUAAGGAGAGAGAUCAUUUUAUUAGAAAUGUUUUCCAUAAUAUCAAUGAGAUUUGGGAAGUUAAUCAUAAAUUUGCAGAGGCUUUAAUUCGAAGGCAACAAAAGAAUCCUUAUGUUGAAACAAUCGCUGAUAUUUUCCUUGAAUACAUCCCUCAAUUCACACCUUUUUUGACCUAUGGUGCAGGUCAAGUUAUUGGUAAGUACGAAUUUGAUAGACAAAGAAGACACAAUCCAUUGUUUAGAAGAUUCAUCGAAGAUACUGCCAAAAGAGAGGAGUCUAAAAGGUUAGAUUUAUCUUCUUUCUUAUCAAAACCCACCACUAGGCCUGCAAGAUACCCGCUAUUGUUGAAGAGUAUUAAAGAUCAUACUGAUCCAGAAUCUCCUGAUUACAAGAGGUUGGGUUCUGCUAUCGAAUUGUUAGAAAAAAUGUUAACUAAGAUUAACUACGAAACUGGUAAACAAUCUGAUAAGAUGAACUUAUUUCAAAUAAAGCAGAAACUAAUAUUCAAACCAGGUGAGCUGGUUGACCUGAAAUUGAGUGCAGAUAACAGAAAAGUCAUUUAUCAGUGUGUUCUAAAGAAAAAAGGUUAUCAAGAAAAAGAAAAACAAGGGGAAAUUCAUGUUUAUUUAUUUGACCACUGCUUGUUGUUUGUAAAAAUUGGGUAUGUGAAUAAAAGAGAAGUUUAUAGAGUUUACCAGAGGCCAAUUCCUUUGCCUUUAUUAUUCUUUUCGACCACUGAAACUGCACCCACAAUGAGAGCUAUCAGAAAACUAGCUAGUAAAACCGGCUCUGCACCGUCGCAUAUUGGUCCAAGUUUAAACUCUACAAUGGUUCCGUUAAAUUCUACUGUUUGCAAAUCCCCGCUUUCGUUCAAGUAUCUAGGUACUCAUGAGUAUGAGUUGACUCUAUAUGGUACACCGGCAACUCAAAAGAUUUUAUCAAGCAAGAUUGAGGCACAAACGAACAAAAUUCUUGCUGACAACGACGUUUACACUUUAACACCUUUAUGCUCUAACUUUUUUGACUCUCAAAAUAGAAUUAAUUGUGUCGUCCCGUUUGAUGGAGGCAGGAAACUACUUUACGGGACUGAUUCGGGUGUUUACGUCAGCGACAGAUCUUCUUCAAACAAUACAAGGGUGAAAGUCAUUGGUAAAGUCAAUGUUAUCCAAGCGGAAAUCAUUCAAGAGUAUCAGCUUUUCAUCGCUCUUUGUGAUAAGAAACUUAUCUAUUGGCCGCUUUCUACUCUACAGGAUGGUGAUCCUAACAAAAACGCGAAGCUAGGCAAAGAAUUAAUGAACCAUGUUUCAUUUUUUAAAACAGGUGUUUGUGAUGGUAGAAUGUUAGUAUGUGCUGCCAAAUCGACAUCUAAUAUUGUUAGGAUUUUUGAGCCAGUAGAUCCUAUACAACAAAAGAAACAAAAAAAGAAAUUCAAUAACAACAAGGAGGAUAUCCAUUUCUCCUCUGAACCUGUUUCUAUUAAUUUUUUGAAGACAAAGUUAUGCGUUGGAUGCUCCUCUGGAUUUCAAAUAGUCUCGCUUGUUAAUAAUUCUAUGGAGGAACUACUUGACCCUGCAGAUACUUCCUUGGAAUUUGCAACUGGUAAAGAAGGUUUGAAGCCUUUAAAUAUUGAUCGAAUCAACAGUGAUUUCUUGCUCUCGUAUUCCAGUUUUUCUUUUUUCAUUAACCAUAAUGGAUGGAGAGUCAGGCCUAAAUGGAUGAUUGAGUGGGAAGGUGUACCUCAUGCCUUUGCCUUAUGGUAUCCAUACUUGUUAGCCUUUGAUUCAAAUUUUAUUGAAAUCAGAAGCGUUCAGAAUGGAGAUUUGCUUCGAGUCAUUGUUGGUGAAAAUAUAAGGUUUUUACAUGCGUCUUCGCAAGAGAUUAUGUACGCUUUUGUUGAUGACAGAGGUUACGAUGUUGUUGCAUCUCUUGAUUUUUGGGAUAAAAGCAUGAAAAACAGCAGAAGCAGAGGUAAUACAGUGAGCGGAAAUUCUCAAGUUGAACAGCUUUCAGCCUAA
Messenger RNA from Pichia kudriavzevii, 4470 nucleotides. RefSeq lists its product as uncharacterized. The transcript has a single exon. Bases 1 to 4470 code for a protein of 1489 amino acids. The record is from RefSeq and is a predicted model, not a curated record. NCBI's taxonomy places the organism in Eukaryota, Fungi, Ascomycota, Pichiomycetes, Pichiales, Pichiaceae. Gene Ontology annotation, molecular function: protein binding; guanyl-nucleotide exchange factor activity. Gene Ontology annotation, biological process: intracellular signal transduction.